AUUUUGAUUUGCUUCAGGGAUUUUACCCCGGAAAUCUAACAAAAUCUCCGAUUCCGAGCUCCGGUUUUUCUCUCUUAUCGACGGUAACUUCAUUCUCGUCGCCGAUGAUGAAGACUGUCGGAGUUUCUAUUCGUUCCCUGACGUUGUUUUUCGUUGUAUCCACGCUUCUACCCUCGUCCAAGGCCUUCGUUUCCACUCCCGAGCUCAAUCCUCCUUAUCCCAAAGCAAUUUCCGAUUUGAAGGAAGCAAUUGUGAAGGGAUUGGGGUUUCAGGCUGAUGAUUUUAAGGUCUCUGGGUUCGAUCUGAGGGAUGCGCUUGUUGGGCAUUCCGUCGCCUAUGAAUUUGACGUAGAGAUCGAUAACAAGGUUCUUCCUUUUAAGCUUUUGGAGGAUGUAAAUCGGUGGGAUUACGUAGAUUUGCCGAUCUUCAGAGUCGAACAGCCCAUUAGACCUGGAGAUGAGAAUGGGUUGGUGGAGCCGAAAAAGUCGGACAAGGGGUUGCCGGUUUUGGCGCAGUUUCAGCUGGCCGGUCCCAUGGAGCUCUGGAUUCAGGAUGCCAAGGAUAUGCGCGUCUCCCUACCGCAUGAUGUGGAUGCUGGCAUCUUGAAAAAGGUAAUUCUGGCGGAUGGUGCUGUGGUGACUGUCAAAGGGGCAAGAUCAGUUAGCCUGCGCAACCCAAUUGAUCUUCCACUGCCCCUCAACCGAACUCAGGGUGGAUUUGCGUCUGGACUUCUAGCCCUGGCUGAACAUCUUCGCCAUGCUUCCCGCACCAAAGGUGCUCCAAUGCUUUCCCUCCGCAUUGUCGGCCCUACUUCCCUUACAUCCCCAUCAUCAGCUUCACCAUCUUCUGAGAGCAAGUUGAAGCUUAAACGUCUUGCACCUGGCCUUGUGGAACUAUCCUCAAUGUCGAAGACCAAAGCUACAGAUGACCUCACCAACGUUGGUCCUGAGGAAGAAGCCCCUACUGUUCUAACUCCAAAACAUUUCACCACAAUGUGGCCUCUUGCUUCAGUCAAUGGUUCACACCCGAACCUGGUUGGUUUUGAGACCCUGCUCUCAUCUGUGCUGGGUCCUAAGGCCAAGAAGAAGGGAUCCUUCAAGUUACUAAAGGCUGAUGUGUCUGCUCAGACAUUUGUCAAGAUUGGCUUUGGUGUUGAGAAGAAGUUGAAAGAAGGAGACAUCGAUUGGCAGGGUUUUCCUGAGUGGAGAACAAAGCCCGAGUCAAUGAGGAUGCACUUUGAGGUACUGGCUAAGGUUGAUGGUGAGAAAGUUAUACCUGAGAGAGUGAUGCAGGUUGAACCACCUGUUAUAGAAGAUACUUUGGCACCAAAUGUGAUCUCGAGGAAUGUGACCAUGUCAACAACCCCUAUCAUCCACCCUCCUCCCAACCCCUUAACCUUGUAAAUUGUUGGAUGGUGAGCGUUUAAAGUUUUGUCAGGAUAAUACCAGGAGCAAGUGUAAAGACAUCAAACUAUUUUCACUUCUUUCAGUGAAAUAAGUUAGAAAAGCUAUU
This is a messenger RNA of Rubroshorea leprosula, 1512 nucleotides long. NCBI's taxonomy places the organism in Eukaryota, Viridiplantae, Streptophyta, Magnoliopsida, Malvales, Dipterocarpaceae. The record is from the annotation of a GenBank genome assembly.